AUCGGUCACUUUUUCAACGUAAAUUAUCCGUCCGAUAACGUUAAACUCAAUUGGAUUGUAUCUAAAAGAUUACGUCCGACCUUUGAUUGAAAAUUUUCGGUAUCGUAUCCGAGAUUUGAAACAACAUAAGAGGAUGCAGUUCAUGCCACAGUCGCUCCUAUGGCAUGUCAGGGGGCACACAGAUGAUCACACUCGAAUAUCGAUGAAACGAUAAGCGUCAAAUCGACAAAUGUUUUCUCCACGCGCGUAUUUACGAGUAAAAAACCGGACAAUAUGGGCAAAAUGAACAGUGCGUGCAUAGUUUCAGUUUCUCUCUGGGAUUCCCUGAAAAUACACUUUUUCUCGUGCGUUUACGGGCUGUGGGUGCUUUCGAAGAGGUUGCUGAAGUACCUGUGGAAUGGGAACCUGGAGUAUUCCAGAGCCAAUGUGCGCGAUAGUCCUCCUAGCUGUUUGGAGGACUCGUCUAUAGGUCAACAUAAAUAUGUCAAAUUGAAGGGUAUAAAAAUUCACUACGUAGAAGCCGGAGAAAGAAACAACCCACUACUUCUACUUCUUCAUGGUUUCCCCGAUUUUUGGCUGGGAUGGCGACAUCAGAUACCGGUGUUGGCAGAAGACUACAGAGUGGUAGCCAUGGAUCUCAAGGGGUUCGGGGAUUCGGACAAACCACAGUGGCGGAGCGGUUAUCGUGUAGACGUGAUUUUGGAAGAACUGAAGCAGUUGAUCUCAGCAUUAGGAGCCACAAAUUGUACCAUCGUUGGUCACGAUCUUGGCGCCCUUAUUGGUUGGUAUUUCGUCUACAAAAACCCCACGCUGGUCACCAAAUUCAUCUCGAUCUCUUGUCCCCACCCCAACAUGUUCUGGAACACGUCCUCCAACCAAUGGCUGAACUGCGUCCAGUUGCCGUAUCUACCAGAAAUCGACGCUCUAAAGCACGACGUCCGCAUCAUAAGCGAGUAUCACAAAUACCUACCAGAGAACUACCUCGAGGCCUACAAGUACACCUUCUCCAGAAAGGAAGACUGGACAGGUCCCAUCAACUACUACAGGAACCUACCCUUCAACAAGAUAUCAGAAGACAACAACGAAUCUCUAGAAGUCUACACGGUUCUCAUAACCGGAAGCAAUGAUAAGAUGUUGGGCCUUGAGGCCGUCGUAAAGUCUUCGGACUACUGCGAGAAGGUACGGGUGAAGAUUGUAGAUGGCGCUGGACACUUCCCCCACCAAGAGAAGCCAGAGGCGUUCAACGAAGUGCUGCUCAAGUUCCUGAGGAAGAAGAGGAAGCUGAACAAGACGCCAUCCCAAAGACUGAUGGAGAAGAUGUACGGGGCUGUGUCUUCGACUGUUAAAUUAGGGAAUUCCGUCUUGGAUUCCGUUCAGAAGAGAUCUGGCGUUGUUGCCGUGCCAUCCAUAGAGAAAUCUAAGGGGUUUGUGUGAAGAAGGUGGGGUGGUUUGUUUGAUUUUAUAUGCCCAGUGAGUGAUUUGAUUCGUCAGAUCUAAUGUUAAGAUUUUGCUAUUGUAUGAGUUUUAUGUUUAUUAACUAUUUCUAUAUCUUUAUUAUAAGUGUAUUUCUUUUA
Messenger RNA from Harmonia axyridis, 1574 nucleotides. Its product is annotated as epoxide hydrolase 4-like. The transcript is spliced from 3 exons. The record is from RefSeq and is a predicted model, not a curated record. Gene Ontology annotation, molecular function: hydrolase activity. The coding region runs from base 274 to 1434 and encodes 386 amino acids. NCBI's taxonomy places the organism in Eukaryota, Metazoa, Arthropoda, Insecta, Coleoptera, Coccinellidae.